AUGUCAGUUCUGGCGCGCGCAUCCCGCAAUUCCGCGGUGUUGCGCACUGCAUGCUUCCGCCUUGCCGCGCCGGCGAUCGCAUGGGGUGGAUUCUCGACGGCCACUGCUGGCGCAUCCCCUGCCUCCGCUUCCGCCUCUCCCGCCGAUGCUUCCCCCGCUGUUGCGGGUAAUUCAACCGCAGGACGCGCGUUUGAGGCGUCAGGUGGGAGAGUGACGUCCGCAAGCGUUGAUGGCGAAGAGGUGGCUAAGUUCGAAGCUCUCGCCAGCCAAUGGUGGGACCGCAGGGGCCCACAUGCGCCACUGCAUGCCAUGUCAGCUGCCCGCGUGGCGUUCGUGCGUGAUGCCAUGUGUCGGCACUUUGGGUGA
Molecule: messenger RNA, 366 nt
Organism: Closterium sp. Naga37s-1
Lineage: Eukaryota; Viridiplantae; Streptophyta; Zygnematophyceae; Desmidiales; Closteriaceae
Source: the annotation of a GenBank genome assembly